AUGGUCCUAGUUACGCAGUUCACGACUGUGUUCCCAACGGAUUUCGUCCAAGUUACGAUCGCGCCGUUCGUAUCCUCGACGUCGACGCCGGCGUCAACAACGGCUAUCAGCACUCUAGCUAUUCUGAGCAGCGAUGUGCCAGACUCCACCGCCUCAAUCUCAUCGAUGAUUCUCUCCUCUCCGACGUUGCUACCCACCUCUUCAGUGACUGGCGUUCCGCUCGCACCAAGGCAGAAGUUUAACGAUACUUUCGCGUACGUUACUCUCGCUGCGCUCACCGCUCUUGUCGUCCUUCUUAUCGCAUUGGUUUCGUGUUUGAUCUAUCUGCGUUGUAAAGGCGAGUGUCUCCAUUGUCGUGAGUUGCAGCGGCAGCUCACCAAAUGGAAGUCUGGGGAGCUGAAGCGCAUCACACCGCUUAUGGUUAUGGAGCGUGAUGCACUAAAUAAGGCCGCUUCGUCAAACAACGCCUCAUCAGAUGUCGAUAUCGAGAUGGGCUUCUUCGGGCGUGAAAUGUCCCGUGCUCCAAGUUUGGAUAAGUUCGAGAGUAACAAGAAGCCGUCGCUCUUCCGAAAGGUUAAGGCCAAAUUCCCGCGUAAAGGCAAGUCACCAGCCCGGAACCCAGGUUCGCCGUCUACUGAUGGCAUCGAUCGUUUUUUCACUGUCAAUGAAGACGCACCCAUCGGUGAUACAGACCCUUCUCGUCGCACUACGCCUCUGCUCCCGCAGGCUGGCAAUGGUGCGAAUUAUCUGUAUGCAACUCGUUACUCUACAUACCCUGCUUUUUCAACGUACUCUAAAGCUGAAGAAAUUGGUCGUACUGACACCGAUAGGCUGCGUGUCUUCAGCGACGUCUCGACGCCGGACAUUGCCAACAUGCGCGGUCCUCUUCGCAAUGAGUCGGAUGAGCCAAAUCGUUACACCGCAUACGCACCAACUGAUCAUGACCCGUACGACACUGGCCAAAAGGAGCGAAACAUUGCAAUCGCAUUGGCUAGAUUAGAAUCUGCAGAGUACAAGGACGCCGAAUCCAUCCUGAAGCGCGCAUCUGCCACGGAUUCUGAAACGCGUCGCGCUUUGAGUAUUGUUAACUUGACGGACCAGCAAUUGAACAUCGCUCGUCAUCCUAGCAAGUAUACUGAGGCUGGUUUGCCCCUGAACCAGUCUCCAGAAUUUGACUUGCCCACGUGUCCUGAUUCGUACCAGGUUUUCGAUUGGCGUAAGGAAGGUGGUAUACCACCGGAGCCGAAGGACAUCCAGGAGGGCUUUUCCGAGUACCCGGACAAGGAGUUGACCAACAAGCGUAAGAGUAUGUAA
Alternaria atra is the source of this 1314-nucleotide messenger RNA. RefSeq lists its product as uncharacterized. The record is from RefSeq and is a predicted model, not a curated record. NCBI's taxonomy places the organism in Eukaryota, Fungi, Ascomycota, Dothideomycetes, Pleosporales, Pleosporaceae. The coding region runs from base 1 to 1314 and encodes 437 amino acids. The transcript has a single exon.